GGGAUGAAGAAAGCGAGAUGAUUCGCCUCCAUGACAAGAGCCUUGUGGAGGUUAGUGAGAUCCCCUUCAAGCUGAAGGGUUUGCUGCGUCGAUUGGAGUGGUUGUUUGUGGACCGCAAGGCUGCAUCAACAACAACUUACACAGCCUACAUGAUGCAGUGGCUGCAGCGGGAGCGGCUGAUUCGCUUGAGUGAUGGAACCUUUCGGAGACUUGGGGCCUUGGACCGCAAUGAUGAGAUUGUUCUGCGAUGCUUUAAGCGGAUGGCAGCAUGGGUAGGCUUGGUUGUGACCACGGUCCAAGCUGAAUGGCCAUCGUUUGAAACUUUGGCAUCAUCAGCCGCCUUUGCAUUGAAGCCUGCCUUGAAACCAGCUGACGCAAGUGAAAACUUGAAGAAACUUGCAAAGGCCUUCAGAGUUGACUACCCCAAGCUGCAAGAGCAGUUCAAUGACUUCAAGGUCACUGCCAUCCGGGUCAGGUCCAAGCUUGACGACGGUAAGGAGACAGCCCUCAAUGACCUGAAGGCAUGGUCGCAAUCCAUUGGAAUGAAGCUGGAGCAUCCGUCGGGGACAUCGCCCUGUGAUGUCAUUAGCUCCAUCCUUUCCAAGGUGGUUGUCAUGGCCACUGGAUCCACAGCAGACAACGAGCGAGAUUUUGCUCACAACACUCGUCAUUACCUCAGGAGUUCUCGAGGACUAACCUGUGAUGUUUGGCGUGCAGCAGAGAGAGGGCUAUCUGAAUCAUGCAGUGGAAAGUCGCAAGAGUAUCUGCACCAGCUUGCAGUCGAAGCGCAAAGAAUUUGGCUGGAGGGUUUCAACGGGCCUCGGCAAUCUGGCCCUGAGAAGCGGAUGAACUUUGUCAGCUUGCAGAAGAAGAAGGCUGUGAACAAGAAGUCUUUGAACUCUUGGCUGAAACGAAGACGCAAGGCAGUCAAUGCCGCAGUUCGAGCUUCAUCUUCAAGUUGCUUGGUGACAGGUGAUGAGGCUGACUUGAAAAGGAAAGCCAAAAGGCGUGCUGGUGAUGCAUGGUCAGAUGGCCAUGAUCGGAAGGAAGGUCAUUUGCAAAGCCUGAUCAAAAAGAGAAGAUUUGAAGCGCAAAAGUCAGAUCAGCUCCUUGAAGACGAGAAGAUGGGUGAAGCAGCCUUUACUGCUUUGAACAAAAAGCAGUCAAAUGAUGAUUGGAAAGCUUUCAGGAAGCAUCAGCGUGUGACAGCAAGUUUCGAGAAGAAAUUGAAAUCCCUGGAGAAUUUGCUCAAUGGCCGUGCGGUUUGCCUUCGACGUUUACCUUCCCUUGAUGAGGAGGCGUGCCUGAGCCGAUUGAAGCUUGAACGAAUUUAA
This is a messenger RNA of Durusdinium trenchii, 1334 nucleotides long. Lineage: Eukaryota; Dinophyceae; Suessiales; Symbiodiniaceae. The record is from the annotation of a GenBank genome assembly.